Dimorphilus gyrociliatus is the source of this 874-nucleotide messenger RNA. The record is from the annotation of a GenBank genome assembly. Lineage: Eukaryota; Metazoa; Annelida; Polychaeta; Dinophilidae.
UAUGAAUAUUUUUAUUAUUAUUUUAUCAUCUUUGGCAUUUCUUUCUGAAAUUCAUGCCGUCACUAUUGGUGAUGGUUGCGUUACAGAUACUCAAUGCACAAGGGGCUCUGAUGGUAUACAGAACUCAGAGUGUAAAAAAGAAGAUUCCAUCUGUCAUCAGGGAAGCUGCCAAUGCAAAUCCUAUCAUUUUUAUAGAAAUUCAAACUGCAAACCAUAUAAAAAAUAUGGUGAAGACUGUAAUGCCAAUGACCUAUGUUUCCAAAAAAAUGGUGAUCCGCUUAGAAUGAGAUGCGAUAACGGAAAAUGCAGAUGUAGUGAUGAAACAAAAUUUGAAAAAGAUACCGAUUACAUUUGUAAACCAAAGAGCCCUAAACAACCGGAAGAGUCCUGUCAGAACACAGAUUUCUGCAUUGGACUUUCCACAUGUACGGGUGGCAAAUGCAAGUGUAAUAGCCGUUAUAUGUGGGAUUCAAAUAGGAGGCAAUGUCGAUUCGCUGAGAAAGAUGAAGACUGCAAAAAUCAAAUAGAAUGUGCAGCCAGUUUGGGCUUGGAAUGUUCAAGCAAUGAUAAAUGUAUUUGUAAAAACCAAAUGACUUGGACAACCGUCAAUAGGAUUAUUGAUAAUAAAAUAGAGAAGAAAGGAAUAUGUAAACAUGAAAAAGCGUUCACAGAUCCUACAUACUCUACUUGUGACGAAGAACUUGCGGACGAUAAAAAAAUAUUUUGUGGAGUCAGUGAUGUAUGCCAUCUCUGUGUGGAAUCAAAGAAAAAAAUGUGUUUUCCAACAUCCAAACCAAGGAACAAUAAUGGUGCGGCAGGCGUUGUUUCUUCAACAGCUCAAUUAAUCCUCUUUGGUGUAGCCCUACUCUAUUGA